Molecule: messenger RNA, 780 nt
Organism: Condylura cristata (star-nosed mole)
Lineage: Eukaryota; Metazoa; Chordata; Mammalia; Eulipotyphla; Talpidae
Product: granzyme A-like
Exons: 5
Coding region: 1-780 (259 amino acids)
Biological process (GO): positive regulation of apoptotic process; negative regulation of oxidoreductase activity; proteolysis
Molecular function (GO): serine-type endopeptidase activity
Source: RefSeq, a predicted model, not a curated record
AUGAGGAACUCCUGUACUUUUCCGGCAUUUUCUUUCUGGGCUGCCAUCUUUCUCCUGCUAAUUCCUGAAGAUUUCUGUGAAAAGAUCAUUGGCGGACAUGAUGUGGAACCUCACUCAAGACCCUACAUGGUUCUACUUAAUUCAAAAAAAAAACUUUGUGCCGGGGUUUUGAUUAGGGACGACUGGGUCUUGACUGCAGCUCACUGUGACAUGAACACGAAGUCUCAGAUCAUUCUUGGGGCUCACUCAAAAACCAAGAAUGAGCCAGAGAAGCAGAUAAUGACCCUCAAGCAACAGUUUCCUUAUCCAUGCUAUGAUCCAGAAACACAUGAGAAUGAUCUUAAACUUAUACAGCUGAGCAAAAAAGCAACACUUAAUAAAAACGUGGCUAUCCUUCCUUUACCUAAAAAGGGGGGUGAUGUGAAACCACAAACCAAUUGUCGUGUUGCAGGGUGGGGGAAGGUUGGCAAUAAAAAUUCUUCAUCAGACACUCUGAAAGAAGUCGAAGUCACUAUCAUUGACAGAAAAACCUGCAAUGAUCGCUAUAAUUAUAACCCUGUGAUUGGACUGGCUAUGAUUUGUGCCGGGAACUCCAGCGGUGGAAAGGACUCAUGUGAAGGAGACUCCGGCAGUCCUUUGAUAUGUAACAAGAUUCUCAGAGGCAUCACUUCCUUUGGCCGCCCAGGGAAAUGUGGAGAUCCUCGCUCACCUGGCGUCUAUGCUCUUCUUGCAAAGAAGCACCUCAUCUGGAUAAAAAAAACUAUGCAUGGAGCAGUUUAG